Messenger RNA from Cimex lectularius (bed bug), 3959 nucleotides. It is a transcript of the gene Pif1A, whose product is annotated as cingulin. The transcript is spliced from 17 exons. The record is from RefSeq and is a predicted model, not a curated record. Bases 15 to 3821 code for a protein of 1268 amino acids. Lineage: Eukaryota; Metazoa; Arthropoda; Insecta; Hemiptera; Cimicidae.
GGUAUUGCUAAGAGAUGUCAGGUUCAGCCUGCACACAACUCAGCUUUCAUCCCAAGCUUCCAAUAUUGGAAAAGAACCAAUACAAAAAUGUUCCGUGCAGAUCGACAGUGGAUAUGCUGUCUCAGAUGGUCGGGGUAGAAAUACUUUAUGGCGUUUUGAGCGAAGAACAUCUAGGACUCCAGAUCAGGCUUAUAGAGACGGCGCGUAGGUUGAAAGCCGAAGAGGCGAAGAGGAAGGAGCUCGAAACCUGCCUAAAACGUGAAAAUCCAAUCAAUCUAGCCUUGGCGGAAAGGAUCCAGGCUCUUGAAGAAUCUGAGGCUAAAUUAAAACGGUGCAAUGAAGACCUUAGGGAAGAAAAUGACCUACUCGAGUUCAGGUUGCUCGAAAUGGAGGACACCGGCAACUUGAACAAACGGAAUGUUUCCACCACAUCCCACCAAGAGGCCGACGAUGUGAGCGAUUCUGGGGUCACGUCUCUUCCAACCAGCGACGACGAACAUCACGAAUUCGAUGUCCAAGACCGCGACGUUAAGACGAGGCUGAUGAAGAUGUGCCAGAACGUGACGAACGUUUCGGAAAGAAUCUGCCUUCAGCAGUGUCUCGCCCUCCUGAGACACUACGAAGCCAGAAUCGAGGGUUUAGAGUCCACCAUCUCUGCAAUGUGCAAUGAGGCAAUCAUGUCCCGAUCACUGCCGAAUGUAAACGGCUCAAACCGCCAGGAUGGAAACGACACGGAGUCCAGGAGUUCGGGGAGGAUCAUCGCUACCGUUUUACCUUUUACCGAAAGCCCGAACGUUUCGAAUUGUUCCAACGACGGACUUCAAAAGGCUUUCGGGAGAGAGGCCUGCGAACUGUCGGAAAGCGGGAUAUUCGACAAUCCCGUCGGAAAGGACAGCUCGACCCAAACGGAAGUCAAAGAAGGAGGCGGCGACCUGUCUGCCGAACUGGAAAAGCUUUCUAAAAUAAGGGAGAGGAUGGAAUGGAGCAACAACCUCCCGCAACCGAGAAAGGAUAUCGCCUUUUACGAAAAGAGGCUGGACGAACUGGAGAAAAGACUGUUCCUGUAUGAAAACAGCAGCGACAAACAUAUCAGAUCAAUAAGGGCCGUAAUAGAUCAGAAUGUAUACCUCACUGCUCAGACAAAUCACAUGAAUGAAAUAAUUGAGAGGCUGAAGAAAGAAAUAAAACGCCUAGAGUGCGAAAAGAGUGAACUCGAUGAAAUUGAAAACGAAACAAGAUUCAGAUGCCAGAGGCUAGAAGCUAAACUUACAUUCGUAAAAGAUAAGAAAAGGCGCUUGAAGUGUGAAUUGAAAGAACUCAAAAGUGAAAUGGCAGAAAGGCGCGAUGAGAGGGACAGAACUCAUACGGCCAAAAUGGAAGCGUUGGUGCAGACGUACGAGAGGAAGAAUCAAGAACUAGAAGAGAAAGAACUGGAAGUGCGCUAUAGACUGCAGAUGUUGGAGAACACAAUGCCGGCGCUGAUGAUGUGGAACAUUUGGAGGAUGAUGAUGAGCGUCCAAACCGCGGGCUGUAGUUCAGUAAUACCCGCCGGUCCCGGCUUCGUACCCAUUUCCGGAAAUAAAUCGGCCGGACCGUCUAUAGGCGGAAAAGACAUAUCUUUCUCGGAAAUGGACGCCCCCAUUGCACAGGGGCCAAAUACAAGAGAAGAAGAGCUUAUAAUGAAGCUGAGAACGCUCGAAAACAAACUCAACACGCAAAACCGCCUUUUGGAAGAAUCGAAAUCUUCGGAAGACGAGUUGAAAAGUAAACUGAGAGAACUCGAAAAACUGAUGGCGAAAGAGAACGUCCUCAGCGAUAUCAUCGAUCAAGAAGUGGACCAAGACGUGGAGCUUUUUGAGAAGUUGAGCAGGAUGGCCAAAGAAAGGGUGGAGAUGGAUAAGCGAAUCAAAGACUUAGAACUUAAAGAAAAACUUUAUAAAGAAACUAUCGAACACGCGGAUAAUUUUAUCGCACAGCUCGAGAAUAAAUUCGACACCCAGUUGAAAGAGAAAGACAACCAAAUGAGCGAACAAGCAGCACGUUUGCACGAAAACGAAAUAAAGCUACGCGCAGCGGAAAGAGAUUCGAUUUCGUCUGGAAUUUUAGAAGAGAAGGUCGUCGCGUUGGACAGCGAACUUAAAAGGCUUCGCGAUGAACUCACGAUGAAAGACAAAGAAAAAGUGGUGCUCGAAGACGCCGAACGGCAACUGCUUCAAGAGCUUCAGGAAGCCAUGAACGAACUCGAAAAUAUGCGAGGAGAGAUUGAAGGACCGUUAAAAGCUAAAAUCGAGCUUUCCAAGAAGAAAUCUCAAGCCAUGGAAGACGAAUUAAAGGCGUCGGAACAGUACAAGAGAAAAAUGGAAGCCGAUCAUAAGCAUGAGGUAGCGUCAUUAAAAAAUGAGUUGAUGAAAUUAAAUCACCAACUUUUGGAAAACGAGGUUACGAUUGGUGAGCUAAAGGAGGAAGUUCAGACUUUAGAGAUGGCUGUUGAAGAACUUAGGGGUCUUCUUUCCUCUGAAAAAGCUAAUAAUGAAGAAGUGGUUAAAAAUUUAGAAUUGAAAUUGGAAGAUAAAGAAAGAGAAGUUGAAUCGAUUCUGAAAGAGAAAGUACAAAUAACGACAAAAAGUCUCAAAGAAGAACUACAAGAAAAGAUUUUCUCGAGUGAAAUGAUCGACCAAGAAAUAAUAUCGGCAAAAGGUGAAUUCAGAUUCACAACAGUCAAGGAAAUGAGCGAACAAGAAAACAAAGAGAACAAUGACUCAGUCCUUCUUAGUCAAAUAAUAUCAGAGGAAGAUUUAGAACAAAGUGUCUCAAGUCAAACUGGAACAAAUCUAAUGACAGUUUUUAACAAAUGGAAAAACCUGAUACCGAUUGGACUCACAGACAUAACAGCAACACAAUUCCAGGCGUUCAUUGCUAUGGUUGAACAAGAUGACCCUCAAGAUAUUGAAUUAGCAAAAUAUGGCCUUUCCAGAGAUUUUCCACUCUCUAAGCCUGGACUCCCUAGGGAAUGCAAUAUUGCUCAAAACGCUGUUGCCAAUGCAAGUGGAAAAGAUGUCAAAGGAACUGUCGAUAAUCUCACAAAGGCCUACAAUCAUUCUAAGACAUGCAAUUCUUGCAAUGAGAAACUGGGAUCUUUUCUAGAAGAUAUAAUUAAACAGCUUGGUGUUAAGUUACCUCAAAUGAAGGAUCUUAGAGGCAAUCAAAGUGAAUAUCUGGGGGAACCAUCAUCAUUAACGACUAACGAAUUAGGUCCUGGAUCAGUGGGGUGGGAUCCAAAUGAAAAUGAGGCUGGGUACAAGAUAAAGCCUACAUUAUCAACAUUACAACUUACAGUCGAUGAACUGAAAGAAAAAUGUAGGGUCAAAGAUACGUUGAUCAAAGCGUUAGCCGAUGAACUGAGGAGCGAUGGACAUUUCAACUCUAACAGGCUGAUGGAGGACAUAACGGAAUACCCGUCGACAGAUCCACCAGAUUUUAAUCGAGUCACUUUGCACAAAUUUUUGAACAAUGAACCGACACAUGAAUUGGACACGCAAGAUGGCGAGGAAUCGUAUAAAGCCACUAAUGCUUUGGGACUGCAAGUCGUUAGGCAAGUAGGCCCUGAUAGCCUGCUCAUCAAGUGGAAUCCACCUCCACCUAACAAGGUCUAUGCUUUUGAGAUAUAUGUCAAUGGAUUGUUUGUUCAGAGAAUCCGUAGCCCAGGGCGGACAAAGACAUUGCUCCAUCCGAUAGAACUGGAUGAUAGAAUUGUAAUCACCUUAAAUACUUUGUCUUAUACAGGCCAACAUAUCGACUCAGCCGAAGUGUGUUACCCAUAAGUCUCACCUCUAGUCACAUCAAACUAUGAACAAUGUUUUUAUUGCUUAAAGUAUUACCAUUAUAAUUUUUGAAUAUGAGCUUUUAAUUAUAUUUUGUUAUUGUAUAAAAUAUGUACAAAGGUUAAUAUAUAAUCAAAA